Messenger RNA from Magnolia sinica, 1484 nucleotides. RefSeq names its product protein phosphatase 2C 57. Gene Ontology annotation, molecular function: cation binding; protein serine/threonine phosphatase activity. The record is from RefSeq and is a predicted model, not a curated record. Gene Ontology annotation, biological process: protein dephosphorylation. Lineage: Eukaryota; Viridiplantae; Streptophyta; Magnoliopsida; Magnoliales; Magnoliaceae. The transcript has 11 exons. Bases 147 to 1205 code for a protein of 352 amino acids.
AUCUGGAAUCUGAUCCGUUGGAAGCAGUUGAGGUCGGGCUUUCUUCCUUUCCUUAUCUCCACUUUACCCGCCAUCGCCUCACUCGGACUCGGACUCGGACUCGGAGCCUCUGCCCGAUCCGAUCCUACCUGAGUUAUCUGAGUGCAAUGGCGUUGCUGGGCCAGCAGCAGCUGCAGAGAUUCCUAUUCAGCAGCUGUAGCGCAAAUCCCAAUUCCACCGCAAGAACGAGGAGGCAGAGGAACCGCUGCUGCUCGGCUAUCGCGAUCGACGUUCCGUCAUCAGCCGGAACGGCGGGGAUCCGAUGGGGAUCGAGCCGUCUGCAGGGCCCGCGGGAGGAGAUGGAGGACGAUGUUGUCCUCCGAUCAGACGGCCUCGAUGGAUUCUCCUUUGCUGCCGUCUUCGAUGGCCACGCCGGAUUCUCGUCCGUCGAAUUUCUCAGGGAUGAGCUAUAUAAAGAGUGCGUUACAACUUUACAAGGCGGAUCGCUACUUAGUAGCAGAGACUCCAACACCAUAAGAGAGGCAAUAAAGAAGGCUUUUGCAAAUGCUGAUGCAAAAUUGUUGAAUUGGCUUGAAGAGACGGGGAAGGACAUUGAAUCUGGUUCAACAGCCACUGUUAUGUUCAUAGGCAACGACAUGCUUAUAAUUUCACAUGUCGGUGACUCAUGCGUGGUUAUGUCCCGUUCAGGGAAAGUAGAAGUCUUGACCAAUCCACAUCGACCUUAUGGAAACAACAGAGUUUCUCUUCAAGAAAUCAGGCGGAUCAGAGAAGCAGGUGGCUGGAUAGUUAAUGGACGGAUUUGCGGUGACAUCUCUGUAUCCCGUGCUUUUGGGGACAUGCGAUUCAAGACGAAGAAAACUGAAAUGUUGGAGAAAGGAGUUGAGGAGGGAAGAUGGACAAAAAAGCUUAUUUCUCGAGUGCAAUUCAAAGGGGAUUUGGUUACUGCCUCUCCAGAUAUUUACCAAGUAGCCCUUGGAUCUGAUGCAGAAUUUAUAUUACUAGCAUCUGAUGGCCUUUGGGAUUACAUGAACAGUUCAGAUGCAGUAACAUUUGUUAGGAAUCAACUCCGCCAACAUGGUGAUGUACAGCUAGCCUGUGAAGCACUUGCUCGUGCUGCUUUGGACCGACGCUCCCAAGACAACGUUAGCAUCGUCAUAGCUGAUUUGGGAAAGACCCAAUUUCUGGGCCACAGGACAUACAUGUAGAGCCUACCUGAUCAACGGCCAGAACUCUAACAAGCCUGCCAGAUAGGCAAGUGCACCAAUUAUGACGGCUCUUGAACUUACGUAAUCACCACAAAUAAUGAUUGUGAGCUUUGGAAUUUGGAUUGCUGUAAAUCUGUUCUUCCAUCCCAACAAACUGCGAUUCAUCUUGUUCUGCUCUCUACUUAUUCCUAACCAUUGAGCAGAUCCAAAUGCUUUUAUGCAGUUAGCCCUGAUUUUGUGUUGUAUUUUCUUUUUACUCACUUUGUUCUCUUUUGGAUU